CACUUCAACGCUGAGGUGGAAGGAGCGAGAAGCUGUCGCCCGACUCGCCGUAGAAGCUCAACCCGGACCUGGGCGCUGCUCCACGGGCAGCUCUCCGCACUCAGCUCCGGAGCAGAGCGGGGUGUCGUCGGUGGUGCAGCCGCGCAAAGAGCCGCUGUGUGAUGUCGGAGCGGAGCCGGUAAAACCAGGGACGAACCGGCUCCUCUUACAGUGAUGGAUGCAGAGAGUGGGGAGCUGUUUCCCAGCGAUGGCGGCGGCUGCGUGGCGGCAGACAGCUGGCAGCUCCAUGCUCCGUUUUCCUGCUCCGAGCUGGUCUUCCACAACUCGGAGAAACCCCUGCAGGACUGGGUGGUGGACCCCGACUGCGCGAAUCAUGACAGCGAAUCGGAGGACAUGCUCCACGGCGUGGACCCGAACGAGGUGUUCCCCAGCACAGCGCCCGCAGACCUGUCGUCUGAGAGCGACAGUGGCAUCUCUGAGGAUCCUGUCAUGGAGAAUCCUGUCAACGUGGUGACACAGGUGACCGCGGCGGCCGUCCAGCCGGCGGCGGUGUACCAGGUGGUUUAUGACAUUAGCGGACUGCGAAGUGUGAAGGCGGAGCCUGGACAUGAGAAUGUCAUCUCCAUCGAGCUCGACGAGUGGAGCUCUCAGAUGUUGUUUUCAGACUCGUGUAUCGUUAACGAGUUGCCGGUGGUGGCUGCGGCUCGUCUGGACGGUGGUCUGCCCAUCAUCAGUCCUUCCAGCUCUGACGACUCUCUGUUGGCCCCAGAGCUUCAGCUGACGGAGGAGGAACAGAAGCUGCUGACUCAGGAGGGAAUUUCUCUGCCCAACAACCUUCCACUCACCAAGGCCGAAGAGCGAAUUCUGAAGAAAGUUCGGAGGAAAAUCCGUAACAAGCAGUCGGCUCAGGACAGCCGGCGCAGGAGGAAGGAGUACAUUGACGGGCUGGAGAGCAGGGCUGCAGCUUGCUCCGCACAGAAUAAGGAGCUGCAGAGGACGGUGGAGCAGCUGGAGAAACGUAACACGUCUCUGCUGACUCAGCUGCGACAGCUUCAGUCUCUGAUCAAACAGACGGUCAGUAAAGGAGCCCAGACCAGCACGUGUUUACUGAUCAUCCUGGUCUCUCUGGGUCUGAUCAUCAUGCCCAGUUUCAGUCCGUUCCGCCGAGUCGGUAUCUCGGAUGACGACGACUACAGGCCCAUCGGAGUUAUUUCCAGAAACAUCCUGACAGACCCCGCCUCCUCACAGCCGACUGAAGACCAGGUCGGGAGCGCGGCCGCGCGGCCGGACUCGUCUCCGCCCUCGUCAUCUCUGCCUCCUUCUCUCAGCCAAUCAGGAGAAGGAGGAACAGAAGUCGUUAGUGUUGCUGCUGCCGUCGACCCUAAAGAACCAAUAGAAACCCUGGAAAUGUCGAGCGUGGAGGUUUCAGUUCGGGACGGAAACGUCUCGGCUGCCGUGAGCGUUCAGACUGAAGCGGCGGGAAAACUCAGCCAUGACGUGUCGGUCAAACCGGCGCACGCUGACGAGAUGUAGACGAACUGUGGACGCCGCGGUCUGUUACGUCCUCACCAAAGCUCUAUUGCAACUUUUUUUCUUCAUUCAUUCUGCACUGGAGCAAUGCAUGAUGGUACUAUUUAUUCUUACGGAAAAAACGUCAUUUUGGGAGAAAUUAAACGCGACUUUUUGGGAAACGUGUCUCAGAGUCGAAACGGCAAACUCGCAAAUUUGGGGAAAGUUUUAUAAUCAUUGUCGUGGUGUUUGUGUGUACACAGCGUUACAGCGCCACACACAGGUCUGGCACAGGUACUGCAGCGCUCCGUGUAUAUGAAGUCAUUUCUGGAAAUGUUUUAUGAAGGAAAAACAAAGUUCUGUUUCUGUGCAGAAACCAUUUCUGCACAAUGCAUGCUGGGAUACCGUGUGUCCGCUGCAUGUGCUGCAACACUUUCUCUGCUUUGUUUUCAUGUAGCCAGGUGAUGGUUGUCGUGUGUUACAUUGAAUUAGCGCUCAGUUUCUAACGGUUUAGUUUUUUAUAGGCAAUGUUGAAGAAAAGGAACUAAAGUGGAUUAGAUGUUUAAUUUAUUAUUAUAAUAAUUACAUUAAUUUACAUCAAGGAUAAAAGGAGGGGGUUUCAUAUAACUUUAAUUCACCUUUGUCUAUUUUUAAUAAAUGGGAAAAUAAUUGAAAUUAUUAUCUGAUUUAUUACUGGUUCAUGUGCUUUAAAGCAACAGUGGAAGGUUGUUUUUUUGAAGAUUCAAUAAAUGAGAUUGUGACAUAGAAACUGAAGUUUGUAAACCACUAACUCUCCCUCACCAAAGUCCAGAUAGAAAAUCAGUGAUUUUCGCUCACAGGGACACAGGACCUGGCCUCUGCUGCCUCGUGUGGUCACUGUGUCACUGAGGAAAAUCUGAACAAAGGGGGAGUGAGUGAGUGUUUUACAAACUUCAGUUUCUGGUUGGAAAAGUCUGUCUCAAAGUGAGAUAAAGACGUGAACAUGUUCUGUAGAUAUUAUAGACUAUUGCAGAUUCCAGCAGGGGGCGCUCAAAGCACAGACAGAGUAUCAGAACCUCAUUCAACCACACUUCAGAAAACCUGAACUAUCCCUUUAAACAAAUCCGAGUCUAAUUUAUCCUCUGCUUCUCUGUGUUCAUCCUUUCAUCUCAAUUAAAACAAAGUUAAGUUAAUAUUUAUUUUUAUUAUGAUUGUAGCCAAUAAUCAAAAAUAACUGACUCAUCAUUCUGAAAUUAAAUGCAGUAAUUGUGACACAUUUGACCUUUUUUCAUGUAAAUGUCUCUUUAGUACGAAUAAACGCUGUAUUUUGCUUUUA
Messenger RNA from Solea senegalensis (Senegalese sole), 2824 nucleotides. RefSeq names its product cAMP responsive element binding protein 3-like 4 (gene creb3l4). The record is from RefSeq and is a predicted model, not a curated record. Lineage: Eukaryota; Metazoa; Chordata; Actinopteri; Pleuronectiformes; Soleidae. Gene Ontology annotation, cellular component: nucleus. The coding region runs from base 214 to 1533 and encodes 439 amino acids. The transcript has 10 exons. Gene Ontology annotation, biological process: regulation of transcription by RNA polymerase II. Gene Ontology annotation, molecular function: DNA-binding transcription factor activity, RNA polymerase II-specific; RNA polymerase II cis-regulatory region sequence-specific DNA binding.